AUGAUGAUCUCGAGAUGCUCCGUUUCUCUAUUCUUAUGCCUGCUACUGCUACAUGCUCAUGCUGCUCAUGUCGGUGGAGACAUUUUAGAGUCACAAGCACCCCACAGAGAACUUAAAGCUUAUCGGCCGCUGCAAGAUUGUCGUGGGUGUAACAAUCAAGAGGAGGUGUCUGCUUCCGUGCACUACGAUCCAGAUCUCAAAGAUGUGAACAUAGUUGCGACAUACAGUGACCAUUACGGCAAUAUACGGCUUGGUAGGGUGAAAAUGGGGGAUCUUUCCUCGUCUUGGGUUUUGGAGAAUCCUUCCAAUCAAGAACAAAGGUUCGCAGUGUUACCGCGAGCUUCAUUUCAAAAUGAUACCGGAAUGGAUGAGAGUGCAAGUCACUCUAUCAGUAAUGAUACUAAUCAGUCUGGUAUAAGUGAAAAUCAGUUUCCACACUUGGAAUUUACAAGCCCAGUGAAACUGAAGCGUCAGACUUUACGUAAGGAAAGGAGAGGUCAACGAACUCUGGAGCUGAUUCAACAAGAUAAGAAAAUUGAUCAACAGAUGCAACAAGCAGCCAUUGACAAGUCAAUGAGCUUUGAAAACUCAGUCAUUGGGAAAUACAGUAUCUGGAGGAGAGACUAUGACAGCCCUAACGCUGAUGCUAUCUUGAAGCUUAUGAGAGACCAGAUCAUUAUGGCAAAAGCAUAUGCAAAUAUUGCCAAAUCCAAAAAUGCAACCAAACUGUAUGUUUUCUUGAUGCAGCAGUGUGGAGAAAACCAGCGUGUCAUAGGAAAAGCAACCUCUGAUGCUGACCUUCCUUCAAGCGCUCUUGAUCAAGCAAAAGCCAUGGGCCAUGCUCUCUCUCUUGCAAAAGACGAGUUAUAUGACUGCCACAAACUUGCGAAGAAGUUCCGGGCCAUGCUUCAAUCCACUGAGCGCAAUGUAGACGGACUGAAGAAAAAGGGCGCUUUCUUAAUUCAGCUGGCCGCCAAAACAUUUCCCAAGCCAUUGCAUUGCCUGAGUCUGCAGCUGGCGGCAGACUAUUUUGUGCUCGGUUUCAGUGCAGAGGAUGCAGGAGCCAAAGAGAAUGUCGGUCGAAACAAGUUUGAAGAUCCUUCUCUAUAUCACUAUGCGAUAUUUUCGGAUAACGUUCUGGCUACGUCAGUGGUGGUCAACUCCACUGUGUUGAAUGCAAAGGAACCGCAGAAGCACGUGUUCCAUAUAGUGACUGACAAGCUGAAUUUUGCUGCAAUGAAGAUGUGGUUCCGCAUGAAUGCUCCAGGGGAGGCGACAAUUCAGGUUGAGAACAUCAAUGAUUUUAAGUGGCUCAACUCGUCCUACUGCUCUGUUCUGCGGCAGCUUGAAUCCGCAAGGCUGAAAGAGUACUACUUCAAGGCAAAUCAACCUUCAUCCAUCUCAGCUGGGGCGGACAACCUCAAGUACCGAAACCCGAAGUACUUAUCGAUGCUGAAUCAUCUGAGAUUCUACCUUCCUGAGGUAUACCCGAAGCUGGAGAAGAUCCUGUUUCUGGACGAUGACAUAGUGGUGCAAAAGGACAUGGCGCCUCUAUGGGCAGUAGACAUGCAAGGGAAAGUGAAUGGUGCGGUGGAGACGUGCAAGGAAAGCUUCCACAGAUUUGACAAGUACCUCAACUUCUCAAACCCAAAGAUAUCAGAGAAUUUCGAUGCGGGGGCUUGCGGGUGGGCAUUUGGGAUGAAUAUGUUUGACCUGAAAGAGUGGAGGAAACGGAACCUCACAGGGAUAUACCAUUACUGGCAAGACAUGAACGAGGACAGGACACUGUGGAAGCUGGGGUCGUUGCCACCGGGGCUGAUCACUUUUUACAACCUGACAUAUCCAAUGGAGAGGAGCUGGCACGUGCUGGGGCUUGGCUAUGACCCAGCGCUGAACCAAACAGCGAUAGAGAAUGCAGCGGUUGUGCAUUACAAUGGCAACUACAAGCCAUGGCUGGGUCUGGCGUUCGCCAAGUACAAAACCUACUGGUCCAAGUACGUCCACUACGAUAACCCUUACCUCCGUCUAUGCGAUAUCAAUGAAUGA
Microthlaspi erraticum is the source of this 2046-nucleotide messenger RNA. Lineage: Eukaryota; Viridiplantae; Streptophyta; Magnoliopsida; Brassicales; Brassicaceae. The record is from the annotation of a GenBank genome assembly.